Molecule: messenger RNA, 3420 nt
Organism: Budorcas taxicolor (takin)
Lineage: Eukaryota; Metazoa; Chordata; Mammalia; Artiodactyla; Bovidae
Gene: EGF
Product: epidermal growth factor
Molecular function (GO): calcium ion binding
Source: RefSeq, a predicted model, not a curated record
AUGGCAGGAGAAAGCACCUUUGUCAUCCUCAACUUGGACUUGGCACAUGAGAUGUUUAAAACAAAGCAGGUACCUCCAAGACACCAGAAGCAACUCCACAGCACCCGUCAUGGCUCUUCACCUGGUUUUGUCCUGAAUGCUCAUGGUGAACAGUCAGCUGUCUCUUUGGCAGUGGUACCCACUUUCCUGGAGCAUGGAAUUAUUUGGAGAGGCUCACUCAAUUUUGUUAGCCUCUCAGCCCUGCCGCACUGGAACUGUCCUGAAGGCUCUCCCUCUGGAAAUGGGAAUUCUACUUGUGCAGGUCUUGUGCCCUUCUUAAUUUUCUCCCAUGGAAAUAGUAUCUUUAGGAUUGACUUGGAAGGAAUGAAUUACGAACAGUUGGUGGCAGAUGCUGGUGUAUCAGUGAUCACGGAUUUUUGUUACAAUGAAGGAAGAAUCUAUUGGGUUGAUCUACAAAGACAACUCUUGCAGAAGGCAAAAGGUGCUAGAAGAAAAAAAGUAUGCGAUAUAAAUAAAAAUGUUUCAGGAAUGGCAAUAAAUUGGAUCAAUGAAGAACUGAUUAGGUCAAAUCAACAGGAAGGAAUCAUUACAGUAACUGAUAUGAAAGGAAACAAUUCCCGGGUUCUCUUAAGUGCCUUAAAAUAGCCUACAAAUAUAGCAAUUGAUCCAGUAGCAAGGUUUAUGUUUUGGUCUUCAGAGGUGGCUGGCAGCCUUCACAGAGCAGCUCUUGGUGGUAUGGAAGUGAAGCUUCUGUUAGAGACAUUGGGGAAAAUAGCAGCUGUAUCAUUGGAUGAGCUUGAUAAGCAGCUCUUUUGGAUUCAGUACCACAGAGAAGGAGGUGAUCCUUGUAUUUGUUCCUGUGAUUAUGAUGGAGGUUCUGUCCUUUUUAGCAAAUACCCCCUGUGGCACAACCUGCUUGCAGCAUCCCUCUUUGGUGAUCGUAUCUUCUAUCCAACAUGGAAAAAGAAGACAAUCUGGAUAGCUAACAAGCACACAGGGAAGCAUAUGGUUAAAAUCACCCUCAACUUGUCAUUUGUGCCACCCAAUGGAAUUAAAGUGGUUCAUCCACUCGUACAGCCCAAGGCAGAGCGUGAUGCUUGGGCAUCUGCUAUUGCGAAUAAUGCUGCUAAAAAUUUGAAGAACUUUUCCAAUCAGGUGUAUGAUUUCCCUGAGGAGCAUCUUUUAUUAAAAAAGAUCAGAAACUGCAAAGUGAAGAAAGGCAACUGCAGCCGCAGCAUGUGUGAGCAAGAGCCUAAGUCCCAAGUGUGCAUGUGUGCCACUUUAAGCCAAGAUGGAAAGAACUGUGAAGAUGUCAGUGAGUGUGCUUUUCGGAAUCAUGGCUACACAGAGGACUGUGAAAAUAUCCCUGUUUUUAUUCUUAUAUGCUUUGCCCAUACAGUCCUGAAGUGGAUAGAAAGAGCUAAUAUGGAUGGUUCCCAGCGAGAAAGGCUUAUCGAGGAAGAAGUAGGUUUAGCAGAAGGUCUUGCUGUUGACUGGAUUGGCCGUAAACUCUACUGGACAGACAGAGGGAAAUCUCUCAUUGAAGGGAGUGAUUUAAAUGGAAAAUAUCAUGAAAUAAUCAUUAAAAAGGGCAUCUCUCAGCCACGAGGAAUUGCUGUUCAUCCAAUGGCCAAGAGAUUAUUCUGGACUGACAUGGGAAUUAAUCCACGAAUUGAAAGUUCUUCUCUUCAAGGCAGUGGCUGACUGGUUAUAGCUAGCUCAGAUCUGGUCUGGCCCAGUGGAAUAGCAAUUAAUUACUUAACUGACAAGUUGUAUUGGUGCAAUGCCAAGCAGUCUGUGAUUGAAAUGUCCAGUCUGGAUGGCUUGAAAUGCCAAAGACUUGCCCAGAAGGAUGCAGGUCACCCAUUUUCUGUGGCUAUGUUUGAGGAUCCUGUGUGGUUCUCUGAUUGGAGUAUGCCAUCGAUAAUAAGGACGAACAAGAGGACUGGCAAAAAUAGUGUAUGUCUCCAAGGCAGCAUGCUGAAGCCCUCAUCUCUGGUUGUAGUUCAUCCAUUGGCAAAACCAGGAGCAGAUCCCUGCUUACAUCGAAAUGGAGGCUGUGAACAUAUUUGCAAAGAGAGAUUUGGAACUGCUCAGUGUUUGUGUCGUGAAGGUUUUGUGAAAGCUCCAGAUGGAAAAAUGUGUCUGGCUCUCGAUGGCCAUCGGAUAUUGGCAGGUAGUGAAGCCAAUCUGAGUAGUGAAGUUGCACCACUGGACGUCUUAGCCGGUAGCAGAGAGCUUGACUAUAACAUGAGGCACCUGCUAGUGGCCGAGAUCAUGGUGUCAGGCCUUGCCUAUAACAUGCAGAUAAUAAAGACUGAUGCCAUGGGAUGCAGUACACGGGCUGAGUGUGUUUCAGAGGGAGCGGAUGUCACAUGUCAGUGUUUGAAAGGAUUUGCUGGAGAUGGAAAACAAUGUUCUGAUGUAGAUGAAUGUGAGAUGGGUCUCUUAGUUUGCCCUCCCACCUCCUCCAAGUGUGUCAGUACAGAAGGUGGCUAUGUCUGAAGGCUACCAGUAUCAGAAGGCUACCAGGGAGAUGGAAUCCACUGUCUGGAUAUUGAUGAGUGCCGACUGGGUGUGCACAGCUGUGGGGAAAAUGCCACCUGAACAAAUAUGGAGGGAAACUACACUUUCAUGUGUGCUGGCGACUUGUCUGAGCCUGGACAGGUUUGCCCUGACUCUACUCCGCCGUCUCACCUUGGGAAGAAUGGACACAAUUUUUUGAAAAAUCGUUUCCCUGAAUGUUCCCUGAAUUUUGAAGGGUACUGCCUCAGUGGUGGUAUCUACUUCGAUGGGUGGGAUCUGCACUGUGCUGGCCGUAGGCAUCAGCGGAAUGUCAGCCCGGUGGCUGUCUGCGUGCUGCUGCUGGCUUUCCUGCUGCUCCUGGGGCUGUGCAGAGCUCACUACUACUACCGGUCAGCAGCUGCAGCAGCUCAUGACUUAAUCCUUAUAGAGGACUCAGAAGUGGCUAUUAAAAAUCCAAAGAAUCCUUGUGAAGAACCAAGCGGAGAUGUGAUCUGUAGCAGGCCUGCAGAUGGCGAGGCUGGGAUGCCUUCUUGCCCCCAACCUUGGUUCGUGGUUGUAAAGGAACAUUAAAACCUUGGAAAUGGGAGUCCACCCGAGGCCCUCAAGGAAGGCCUGGCAGCAGAUUUUGGCCAGUUUCCCCCCCUGGAUCCUGCGUCCUUGGAACAGUCAUCAUGGAGAAUGGAGCCCCAGAUGCAUAUGGGCACAGAACACGGAAGCUGUAUUGCAUCAUCCAAUGAUAGAGGCUCCGGUGACCAGGGGAUGAAGUGUAGCUUUCAUCUUAUCUCUGAAGGGGCAUGGCCCAUUGCUGAGGGGAUUGAGAAAUCCUGUCCUCUCCCAUCAGCUCACCCUUUGUGGCAACAAAGAUCUCCACACCAAAUGGAGCUGAUUCAGUGA